UCAUGUAUAUCUUACACCGCGCUCUCUUUACCAGAAUGAUAAAAUCCAAAGUAAAUAUAUGUAUAAAGUUAAUAUAUGUAUUGAACAAAUCUGUUUCCCACGUGACGAUGUAACAAAUAUUAAUUAUAAGCUGUACUUGAGUAGAUAACUUAGAAACUGUCUGCUUUGCAACUUGUGUGCGCGCUUUCGUGAUAAAAACGUGCCAACGCAAUGCGACAUACAAAAAAAAGAAAUUAUUACCACUGUCAUGUAUAUAGAUAUACAUUUACAUCACACGCAUAUAUGUAGUAAAAUAAAUCGCAAUUCGCGUUCGUUCAUUUUCCAUUCGUUGUUCCAAUCUUAAAUCUGUCUGCUGGAGAAAGAACUUCUUUCAAAGAAGUACACCUAAAUCGUCGCUUCUUAUUUCUAUAAUUUCUAUAAAUAAUUCAUUGGAAUGGCAAGUCUGUCUUUGCUGAAGCGAGCCUCGGCUCUGCUAUUCACGAAAACAAGGACCAGCAUCCAGUUGCGUCGUAAUGAGACCACGAAAUCAGCAAAAGGUCCGAUUGUCGAGGUUUCAGAAAAUGAAAGCAAUGGAAUCACAACUAUAUCCAUGUCAAGACCACCAGUCAACAGUUUGAACUUGGAAAUGUGCGUAGAACUGAGAAAGGCUUUGGAAAAUGCAGUUGAUAAAAAUUCAAGAGGAGUGAUUCUCACGUCGACUCUACCUGUUUUUUCAGCUGGCCUGGAUAUCAUGGAGAUGCACAGGCCAGAAAUCAAAAGGUGCACCGAGUUUUGGCAUGCUCUGCAAGACUUGUGGCUGACCCUGUAUGGAUUAGGCAUUCCAGCAGCUGCAGCUAUCAAUGGUGCUAGUCCUGCUGGAGGCUGUUUAUUGGCAUUAUCAUGUGAAUACAGAGUAAUGGCCCAAGGAGAGCACACCAUAGGACUAAACGAAACCAAGUUAGGAAUUGUUGCUCCAAAAUGGUUUCAAGAUUCCAUGAUAGCAGCAAUAGGAUAUAGACAGACAGAACUAGCACUUAUGAGAGGAAGUCUUUUUAAACCACAAGAUGCUCUUAAAAUUGGGCUGAUUGACGAAAUUGCCUCUGACAAAAAUGAUACUAUUGCAAAGUGUGAAAAGUAUAUUUCCAGUUAUGCUAAAAUUUCAAGGGAGGCGAGAGAGGCAACAAAAUUAAGUUUGAGAAAAAAAACGCUUGAAUGGCUCGAAAAAAAUCGCGAUUGGGAUUCAACAAUUUUCUUAAACUUUGUGCAACUGCCACAGGUCCAAGAUGGUCUUGAUAAAUAUUUACAAGCUCUAAAAAUAAAGUCUUCCAAAUGAAUUUAUCGAAUCAAAUGAUAUUUUUUCAUAUUUUUAUAUAGCAUAGAAUGUAAUAUAUUGGAAAAUUUAAUUCCAAAA
This is a messenger RNA of Copidosoma floridanum, 1390 nucleotides long. Its product is annotated as enoyl-CoA delta isomerase 1, mitochondrial. NCBI's taxonomy places the organism in Eukaryota, Metazoa, Arthropoda, Insecta, Hymenoptera, Encyrtidae. The record is from RefSeq and is a predicted model, not a curated record. Gene Ontology annotation, biological process: fatty acid beta-oxidation. Gene Ontology annotation, cellular component: mitochondrion.